CCGGGCUGGGCCGCGGGGUCGGGCCGAGCGGAGCGGGUCAUCAUUUAAUAUGGAAGAAGAUGAAUUCUUGGGAGAAAAAACAUUCCAGCAUUAUUGUGCAGAAUUCAUUAAACAUUCACAACAGAUAGGAGAUGGUUGGGAAUGGAGGACAUCAAAGGAUGGUUCUGAUGGCUACAUGUGCAAAACGUACCUUCAAAGUAAUCAGACUUCGGCACCACAUCCAGGAGCAUCUGCUCAUUCACAGACGUGUCUUUCCAUGGAGGAGGCUUUACAGCUACCCUUGGAUGAUUUUGAAAUGACUGAAACUGCAGUGGAGUCCGAAGUGAUUAAAUAUGAGUAUCAUGUCUUAUAUUCCUGCAGCUACCAAGUGCCUGUACUUUACUUUAGGGCAAGCUUUUUAGAUGGAAGACCUUUAACUCUGAAGGACAUAUGGGAAGGAGUUCAUGAGUGCUACAAGACACGGCUGCUGCAGGGACCAUGGGACACUAUUACCCAGCAGGAGCAUCCAAUACUCGGGCAACCCUUUUUUGUACUUCAUCCCUGCAAGACGAAUGAAUUCAUGACUCCUGUAUUAAAGAAUUCUCAGAAAAUCAAUAGGAAUGCCAACUACAUCACAUCCUGGCUGAGCAUUGUGGGACCAGUUGUUGGGCUGAAUCUGCCUCUGAGUUAUGCCAAAGCAACUUCUCAGAAUGAGUGAAAUGCUGAUUGACAAGAUUCUUCUAUUGAGCUUAGACACUGUGACAUGAAGAAGGCCAAGCAUUUACCUGUCUCGUCCUGGCAUUAUUAGGACCACUGCCAUGCAAUAUUUCAUCUUACCAAGAGCUGACAUGGAUAUUUUUUCUCCUUAGAAGCAGAUGUCUGUAGUAACUGAUAUUUGAUAUGCUGAAUGUUUGGAAGAAACAUCAAAAAAACAAAUCAUUAUAAAUAACAAGAAAAUGAAUCUUAUUCAGUAAUCCUAGAAAUACUGACAUCACAGAGGGCUUGCAGUCCAUUUUUUUCUGGGCCAAGCACUUCAUCUCUCUUUUUGCAUUAUGAAGAUUGUUGGAGAAAUAUUUUUGUGUGCUCCUUUUAAUGUAUGAAAAUCAAAAUACAGCCCCUGGAAAUGGA
This is a messenger RNA of Tupaia belangeri chinensis (Chinese tree shrew), 1107 nucleotides long. It is a transcript of the gene ATG10, whose product is annotated as autophagy related 10. Gene Ontology annotation, cellular component: cytosol. The transcript has 8 exons. Gene Ontology annotation, molecular function: Atg12 conjugating enzyme activity. The coding region runs from base 50 to 697 and encodes 215 amino acids. Gene Ontology annotation, biological process: protein modification by small protein conjugation; autophagy of mitochondrion; protein lipidation. The record is from RefSeq and is a predicted model, not a curated record. Lineage: Eukaryota; Metazoa; Chordata; Mammalia; Scandentia; Tupaiidae.